Messenger RNA from Drosophila eugracilis, 615 nucleotides. RefSeq lists its product as uncharacterized. The coding region runs from base 1 to 615 and encodes 204 amino acids. The record is from RefSeq and is a predicted model, not a curated record. Lineage: Eukaryota; Metazoa; Arthropoda; Insecta; Diptera; Drosophilidae. The transcript has 3 exons.
AUGACCUCCUUGAAUUGGUUCAUCAUGCUCCUGCGUAAUGAUCAGCGCCUGAAGAGGGAUCCGCCCCAUAAGGUCCGCUAUGACUCGGUAAUCCAGGAAUACAUCGAUUUAGGCCACAUCACCGAGGUCUCUCCCAUGAGCAGUUCCGCUACCUACUAUCUUCCACAUCAUCCCGUCUUCAAACCCGAAAGCACGACCACCAAGGACAUUUGGCUUCUGGAUCUAGGGGACGACGACGCCCUCCCUCAAGAUUUCUGUCAGCGAUGGGUUGACUUCCUGAAGAACUAUACGGUGCUCGAUCAGAUUCGUGUUACUCUAUGGGUCGCGUUCCGUCCACACCUAAAGGGCGAGCACUUCGGGUGCUGCGACGUUUCACAGAAGGCGUACGGCGCAUUUAUUUAUGUACGUGUCGAGGUUGGGUUGCUGACUGCAAAGACUCGAGUGGCCCCAGUUAAAACGGUGUCGCUCCCUCGGCUAGAGCUGUGCGGUGCCUUGUUGUUGUCGGAGAUGGCCACCGCCGUUCUGCCAGAGUGGCCAGGGGCCGCGUCUGCCCCAUACUGUUGGACGGACUCCACUAUUGUCCUCGCGUGGCCGCCGAAGCCAGCGUGUCAGUAG